Molecule: messenger RNA, 2423 nt
Organism: Sinocyclocheilus grahami
Lineage: Eukaryota; Metazoa; Chordata; Actinopteri; Cypriniformes; Cyprinidae
Product: mothers against decapentaplegic homolog 4-like
Exons: 11
Coding region: 389-1900 (503 amino acids)
Biological process (GO): BMP signaling pathway; cell differentiation; regulation of transcription by RNA polymerase II
Cellular component (GO): heteromeric SMAD protein complex
Molecular function (GO): RNA polymerase II cis-regulatory region sequence-specific DNA binding; I-SMAD binding; DNA-binding transcription factor activity, RNA polymerase II-specific
Source: RefSeq, a predicted model, not a curated record
CAGUGCGCAUGCGCGGCUCGCCAUAUUAUCGCGCAGCAGGCGCGUCGACACCAUCGCGGCUACGUGUUUAUUUUCGCUCUGUUUUUGCCCUCCUGUUGAUCAUAUAUUGCGCCACAUCCCGUCUAAAAGAGUUCUCGCUCAGAUAAAGAUCACUUAACAGCUGUUGUCGCUUUAAAUCGUUGUAGAUAUCGCGUUAGUCCGGCUGAAGAGUGCUAAGCGCGCUAGCCGCUAACAAGAUUCACAUCAAAACCACCAAACCUGGACAGAUUCGUUCACAGGAGACAUAACAGGGGACGUUUGGAUGGACCCUUCACUGGCGCCAGUGUAUUGCUGAAACGAGUUAUUAGCGGCACACGGGAGCCUCUCUGAGGCCGAUAACCAGCGCAGGAUGUCCAUCACAAACACACCCACCAGUAACGACGCCUGUCUGAGCAUCGUGCACAGUCUGAUGUGCCACAGACAGGGCGGCGAGAGCGAGACCUUCGCCAAACGGGCCAUUGAGAGUCUGGUGAAGAAACUGAAGGAGAAGAAAGACGAGCUGGAUUCGCUCAUCACCGCCAUCACCACCAACGGCGCUCAUCCCAGCAAAUGUGUGACCAUACAGAGAACGCUAGACGGCAGGCUGCAGGUGGCUGGUCGUAAAGGAUUCCCACAUGUCAUCUACGCACGGUUAUGGCGAUGGCCGGACCUUCAUAAGAACGAGUUGAAACAAGUCAAGUACUGCCAGUUUGCCUUUGACCUGAAGUGUGACAGCGUGUGUGUGAACCCUUACCAUUACGAGAGAGUCGUGUCUCCAGGAAUAGACUUAUCCGGACUCACACUGUCAGGCUCUGGUCCGUCGGGUCUGAUGGUGAAGGAUGAGUAUGAUUAUGAAGGCCAGCAGUCUCUUCCCAGCUCUGAGGGACACAUGCAGACGAUUCAACACCCUCCCUCUCGACCGAUGGCCCCGGAGCCCUUCAACACGCCCGUCAUGCUCCCGCCAGCAGAGGGCAGCGGCUCGGCCUCCACCUCCGCCUUCUCCAGCAUCGCGGUGGGAUCCGCAACUCAGCCCAAUAGCGUUCUCUCAGGAAGCCACAGCAGCGAUGGUCUGCUGCAGAUUGCCUCGGGGACGGGGCAGGGCUCACAGCAGAAUGGCUUCCCCCCCGGCCAGCCCUCCACGUACCAUCACAACACCAGCUCCAGCUGGACGAGGAACAGUAACUUCACCCCCACUGUGCCUCACCAUCAGAACGGCCAUCUACAGCAUCACCCGCCCAUGACCCAUCCAGCACACUACUGUGAGUGUCUCACCUCAGCCGGAACAUAUUGUCUGGAGUUUUCCUCAACAGUAGCAUAUGCAACAAGGGAUAACAUAUACACUUAUGAUUAUCUACAAAACAUACUGCACAUCGGGAAGGGCGUCCAGCUGGAGUGUAAAGGCGAAGGCGAUGUUUGGGUUCGCUGUCUGAGCGAUCACGCCGUCUUCGUCCAGAGCUACUACUUGGAUCGUGAAGCUGGCCGCGCUCCUGGAGACGCCGUGCACAAGAUCUACCCCAGCGCAUACAUCAAGGUGUUUGAUCUGCGUCAGUGCCACAGACAGAUGCAGCAGCAGGCGGCGACGGCACAAGCAGCGGCGGCCGCUCAAGCAGCAGCGGUGGCCGGAAACAUCCCCGGCCCCGGAUCCGUGGGAGGAAUCGCUCCUGCUAUCAGUUUGUCUGCGGCCGCUGGCAUCGGUGUGGACGACCUCCGCCGGCUCUGCAUCCUGCGCAUGAGCUUCGUCAAGGGCUGGGGUCCCGAUUACCCCCGACAGAGCAUCAAAGAGACGCCCUGCUGGAUCGAGAUCCACCUGCACCGCGCGCUGCAGCUGCUGGACGAGGUCCUGCACACCAUGCCCAUCGCCGACCCCACGCCGCUGGACUGAGAUCAGACACUGGACCUGACAAACCCAGUACCGCCGAACGAUGCAGAGAGACCAACGGGGUUCAGAGGUCAACGUCACGGCUGCGUUUAUUUCAUUUGCUUCUUUUUUUGCAUGUGUUGCUUUUGUUUCCUAACAUUCGGACCUUGAAGUGCACAGGACCCAGUGUUGUAGUAACCAAACCGAUCAUCUAAAGCUUCACAAGUGUUCUGCAUGAAGAUGAUGUGCGUGUUUGCCAGCUCUGCAGAGGUGCAUGCUGGGAUUCAGUUGAGCUGUUUAAAUGAAUCUGUUCUUAGGGAUGCUGUUGCUUCACUAGCCACUAGAGUCCCCCAUCGUGUCAAUCAGACUGUCUAAUUUCAGAUUGCCUUUUUUUCUCAUCAUCUCUUAAUGCAAACCAGAGUCUCUCGGGCCAAACGUUUAAAAGCUGUCAUGUGCAGUGGUCUGGAAGUACGACGGCUGGAAUAAAAACAUCACAAUAAUCCACAAAUAAUCCACAGCACUCCAGUCCAUCAGUUAAUGUCUUGUG